Molecule: messenger RNA, 582 nt
Organism: Knipowitschia caucasica
Lineage: Eukaryota; Metazoa; Chordata; Actinopteri; Gobiiformes; Gobiidae
Source: the annotation of a GenBank genome assembly
AUGCCUACCAACCACUGCACCUCCAGCCACGACUCCGUGAAGCUGAUCAAGUUCGCGGACGACACCACCCUCAUUGGACUCAUCUCCAACAACGAUGAGUCCGCCUACAGGAGGGAGGUGGACCGGCUGGUGUCCUGGUGCAGUGGUAACAACCUGGAGCUGAACGCCCAGAAGACAGUGGAGAUGAUUGUGGACUUCAGGAAGAGCACUGUCCCCCCGCCCCCACCCUCCGUGAUGGACUCCCCCAUCACCUCUGUGGAGUCCUUCCGUUUCCUGGGCACCACCAUCACCCAGGACCUCAAGUGGGAGCCGACCAUCAGCUCCCUCAUCAAGAAGGCCCAGCAGAGGAUGUACUUCCUGCGGCAGCUCAGGAAAGCCAAGCUGCCUGCACAGAUGUUGGUGCAGUUCUACACGGCCAUCAUCGAGUCCAUCCUCACCUCCUCCGUCACCGUGUGGUUCGCUGGAGCCACAGUCAGGGACAAACAGAGACUACAGCGCAUUGUGCGCUCUGCAGAGGAAGUGAUCGGCCGCAGCCUUCCAUCGCUGCAGGACCUGCAGGAGGUUGCGGUCCAUCAGGACUAG